ACAUACACAUGAAAUAUAUACUGUCUUUUCCAGCAGGCCAACUUUGUACAGACAUAACUUCCUUGUAACAAAGUUUUUGUCAUUAACAAAGCCACUGUUCUUAGUGCUGCUGUUGCUGUAACAAUACCUCAAAAAACUCUUCAAUUCACCUCUCUCUCUAUUAUGGUUUAUUGCUUCUGACCCAUUUACUAAAAAACCAUAAAGAUCUUAAAUUUAACUGAUUCAGGAAAUGGGUUAUCAAAAAAGGCUUAUGGGUGUGUUUUUAUGGAUGUACUUGAUAAGCUGCUUUAGCUUCAUUGGUGGUGUGAAUGGUAGUAGAAAUGAAAGUGAUUCUUCAGCUGUGAAAGGGGUUGUUGUAAUUCAUGGCAAAUCUUCUAUUGGAAAGAUUGAUAAUGAUUUUGUUUGUGCAACUAUUGACUGGUGGCCACCUCAGAAAUGUGACUAUGGAAAAUGCAGUUGGGGUCAUGCUUCUCUUCUUAAUCUGGACCUCAACAACAAAAUUUUGUUAAAUGCAAUAAGAGCAUUUUCACCCUUGAAAAUUAGAUUGGGUGGUACCUUGCAAGAUAAGGUCAUAUAUGAGACUAAAGAAAAUAGGCAAACUUGUACUCCAUUUGUUUUGAACUCUAAAGUUAUGUUUGGUUUCUCACAUGGAUGCUUACCAAUGAAAAGAUGGGAUGAGCUAAACAGCUUUUUCCAAAAAGCAGGGGUUAAUGUUAUAUUUGGUUUAAAUGCUCUUACUGGAAGAUCUUUCAAAUAUGGUACUGCUGUUGGACCUUGGAACUACGCCAAUGCCGAGUCUUUUAUCCGUUACACUGUUAGAAGGAAUUACACUAUUCAUGGUUGGGAACUUGGUAAUGAAUUGUGUGGAACUGGAGUUGGAACAAGAGUUACUGCUGAUCAAUAUGCUAAUGAUGUAAUUGUUUUAAGAAAGAUAGUUGACGAUGUAUAUAGAAAGGUUGAGCCAAAGCCACUAGUCAUUGCACCUGGUGGCUUCUAUGAUGCAAAUUGGUUUAAGGAAUUUUUAAAUAAAUCAGGUAAAUCUGCAAAUGUGGUCACCCAUCACAUUUAUAACCUUGGACCAGGAGUUGAUGAUCACAUAACCGAAAAAAUUCUCAAUCCAUCCUAUCUUGAUGGAGUGGCUGGCACAUUCAGCAGCCUUAAAAAUGUACUUCAAGGUUCAGCAACCUCAGCUAAAGCCUGGGUUGGUGAAUCAGGAGGGGCGUACAAUAGUGGCCAUCAUCUCGUGUCUGAUGCAUUUGCCGACAGCUUCUGGUAUUUGGAUCAGCUUGGCAUGUCAGCAACUUAUGGCACCGAAUCAUACUGCAGACAGACUUUGAUAGGAGGAAACUAUGGUUUAUUAAAUACCACUACUUUCAUGCCAAAUCCAGAUUAUUAUAGUGCUCUUCUUUGGCAUCGACUUAUGGGAGGACGCGUCCUAUCAACUACCUUCUAUGAAACAAAGAAGAUAAGAACAUAUGCACAUUGUGCAAAGGAAUCCACGGGAAUCACGAUACUGUUUCUCAACUUGGACAACAGCACAACUGUUAAUACUCAAGUGGCCUUAAAUUUUGCUAAGAAACCUGUCUCUCAUGUUGGUAAAUCACUCAGAAGAGAGUAUCAUUUAACAGCAAAGGAUGGGAAUAUACAUAGCCAAACUAUGUUACUAAAUGGAAACAUUCUAAGUGUAAACUCAGAUGGUGCUAUUCCUCAAUUGAAUCCUAUAUAUGUAGACUCUUCAAAGCCAAUAAUAGUUGGUCCUCUCUCUAUUGUAUUUGUUCAUAUACCAGAUGCUGCUGUUUUAGCUUGCAGCUAGCUCAAUGGCACUAAGUGAAACCGAAAAUUGGUUUCCCUUGGUGGUUGAUAAUAAAAUAAAAAAUAGUAGAAAGAAUACAUGAAAAGUACUAUUGUUAGAUUUUUUGGAGGGUCACUAGGAUUUUGAUUGGUUUUGCAUAUUCCCAAUGCAUACUAUUCAGUUCAUUAUGACAAUUGUAAAUUUUGUUAUAAAUUGAAAGUGACAUUCAAUUUCAUGCCAUAUAUGUAGUGAGUCAUUUUCACUCACAUUUAAUGCUUGA
This is a messenger RNA of Cicer arietinum (chickpea), 2072 nucleotides long. Its product is annotated as heparanase-like protein 3. Gene Ontology annotation, molecular function: beta-glucuronidase activity. NCBI's taxonomy places the organism in Eukaryota, Viridiplantae, Streptophyta, Magnoliopsida, Fabales, Fabaceae. The record is from RefSeq and is a predicted model, not a curated record. Gene Ontology annotation, cellular component: membrane; plant-type cell wall.